Molecule: messenger RNA, 4075 nt
Organism: Kogia breviceps (pygmy sperm whale)
Lineage: Eukaryota; Metazoa; Chordata; Mammalia; Artiodactyla; Physeteridae
Gene: ELOVL3
Product: ELOVL fatty acid elongase 3
Biological process (GO): very long-chain fatty acid biosynthetic process; sphingolipid biosynthetic process; fatty acid elongation, saturated fatty acid
Cellular component (GO): endoplasmic reticulum; endoplasmic reticulum membrane
Molecular function (GO): fatty acid elongase activity
Source: RefSeq, a predicted model, not a curated record
ACAAAGAAGAGAAGGGUUGACCCUGUCUGAAAAAGAUUAGGCUUUUGCAGGGUAAGUGACUUCAGAGCUAGGGCAGAACAAUAAGAUUUGUCCAGGUGAGAAAAUGAUGUGUGGGGAGAGGGAACAAUAUGGAGAGAGGUAAAGGAGCUGAAAAGUCUGAAAAUAUGGUACUGUGUUAUGGGGUUGCGACUCUUCCAUUAUAGCUAAAAUGUGGAACGCUGGGGCUGAAGGAUGGUGGGACAUUGGCUAGAAAGGAAGAGUCAGGGCUAACUCAGGAAUCUGACUUUGUCCUGAAGACUUUUUUGUUCUUAAAGAAGAAUGACGUGAUCUAAUGUAUGUUUUAGAAAGACCUUUCUGGUAGCUAAUGAGAGGUAGACAUAUUCCCUGCAUUUAUGGAGUUCAAGGACUACUAGGGGAAACAAGUAUUAAUCAAGAAAUCAUAAUUAUAAACUCUCAUUGAACGAAAGAAAUGCCAUGCUAUGAGAGCAAUUUAUAUAUAACAGGGGUAGCAGACCAAGUCCAAAUGUCAGGGAAGGUUUCCCCUAGGAAAUAAUUUCUGGAGGUUUUUCUUCUUCUUCCCUUCUUACACACACCCCUCCCUCAAGCCUCACCAUUAAACUUCACAGUUAAAGGCAAUGUAAAAUAUCUUUAUUUGAGAGAAACCCAGGACUGUGUAUACAUACUCAUAUGCAUUUGUAAACCUCCCCAAAUGAUUCACCCUGACAUUUCUAUGUGUCUAGUCUGUAUUAUCCUUUCAUUGAUAUUAUCUGACUUGUAUACUGACCCCAACCUUGUGAGGUAGGCCAGCAAGUAUGACUAUCUACAUCUUAUUGAAGAAUCUGAGUCUCAGAGAGGUUAGGUAAUUUGCCUAAAAUCUCAUGACUAAUGGUAGAGCUGACAUUUGAAUCCAGGUCUUGUAACGCCUAGGUGGAAUUAUUUUUUUUAAGCUGUUUUGUUUUGUUUUUCUUUUUUCAAUUAGUAAAGAUCCCAACAGGUGGCCACACCUAUGUUUUAAAUUUUUUUAAUUUAAUUUAAUUUUUUUGGCUGUACUGUGCAGCAUGCAGGAUCUUAGUUCCCCAGCCAGGGAUCAAACCUGUGCCCCUUGCAUUAUGAGCACGGAGUCUUAACCACUGGAUUGCCAGGGAAGUCCCUAGCUGGUAUUAUUCUUGCAAUGUUCAUUCUUUCAUUUGUUCAUUGAUCCAUCAAACAUGUGCUGAUAACCUUCUGAGUGUCCGGCUAUGUGUGAAGCAAUUGAGAGCCAGUAAGUUUUUAAGCAGGAAAGCAGCUUGAUCCAAUUUACUUUUGAGAACCCUCUUUUGGCUGAGAGGACAGAAAGUGGUGGUUUUCAAAGUAUGGUCCGAGACCACAUACUGGGUCAGAGGCUCUGGGGUUGGGGCUCAGGAAUGCUACGAUCAGCCAGGUUUGGGUAUUCUUUUUUGAUUCUAAUGCAAUAGAAAGCACUAUAUUAGAGAAGGCGGUGGUGCAACCAGUUAUUGUGACUAAGGUAGUGGCUGUAGUAACCAGGUGAGAAAUGAUGAGGAACAGAGGACAGAGGACAGAGGAAUGGGAACUAGGGGACAGAGGAACGGAGGCAAAGGCAUGCACUUGAGAGUCAUUUAGAUAGCAUGGGCAGGGCUUCUCACUCCACCCUUAGCUCAGACAGUAGCUGAGAAGUGGAGCUGGAAUUCCUACCUGGGUCCUCUGGCUACAGAGCUUGUGGGCUUUCCUGCACAUAGCCAUUUAUAGCCACUUUGUGGUUUUAAAUAUUUUAUAUUUAAUUAUCUUAGCAUUUGUUUUGCAAAUCUCCAUCUUAUCUCAAACUGCCUUCAAGCCUUGUAUUUCUCCCUCACUUUCAUAAAGACUAGGAGAGAAAUAAGUAAGACCUUAAAGUUUUAAAAGAUUUAUUUGCUUGGGGCUGGGUAUACAGGCAAGGAAAAAGUAGAUUUGAUUAGAUAAGCACAGACUAGGGGAGAACCGCAGGACACUGGGAGAUGCACUGCAUCUCCUCUUCUAUAAAUCCCAGGAGGUCUCCAGGAAACCUGAAGACAAUAAUCCCAGAAGCUCAGAGGGUGACCCCAUUCCCUCCCCAGGGUUAUUACUGGGUGUCAGGCUGGAGCAGUUCAGGAAUUCAGGAAACUGUAAAGAAACCACAACAGCCUCAACAAACAUCAACUAUCUCCACAAUAAAACUCAUUAUAAUUCAUCUCCCUCCCACCCACAACUACAGACCUGAGGAAGGCAGGUGGUACUACGGGAGGGGCUCUUUGCUGCUCCUUCCCCAGCCUGACCCAGCCUCAUCCCAGGCCUGGUUUUCCCAGCGUCUCGGGGAGGUGGGAAACUGACACCCCUAUGUCUGGCACCAGAGACUGAGGACACCUCCAUUCUCUGCUCACUGCCAGGUAGGUCAGGAUUAAAGCAAACUGAGGCCAAAGUUAUAGUCAGCAGUGCCAGGUGAAGCCUGGACUGUCUCGGUAACUAGCAAGGCCACAAUGGCUAAGCCAAGCAGGUAGGAGUGGAAGUGUUGGGGGGAGAAAAAGAUGGGAAGGUGGGCGUGGCGAAGGCCAACUGUAGUGCGAGUCUUCUGGGGGAGCCUCAUCCAUUGAAUGACCAAUCAGAGAGCGGGCUGCAGCCCAGGGGUGGGACAGGGGUGUAUCUUGGUCGAGAUUGGAUAAUGGCCGGGCGCAGGGAGGGGGCCGCGAGCCUCCGAGGCCUGCCGCUGGGCAAUUCCGCGUUAUAUACCGCAGCUGCGGCGGUGGUGGAAGCCGGCUGGACUGCAAGCGCACGUGCCUGGAUCUGACGCUCUUCGGCUUGCCGCGUAGUUCCUUGGGUUCUGGGUCUGGUCAGUCCUGCCCCAAGGUUCGCUCCAUCCUCGGUCCCCUAACUCUCGACCAGCUCCCUAAGCUCCCGACCUCAGCAUCUGCAGAACGAAAUGGUCACAGCCAUGAAUGUCUCAGAUGAAGUAGAGCAGAUGUUCCAGCCCUACAACUUCGAGCUGUUCCAGGACAUAAGGCCCGUUUUGGAGGAGUACUGGGCAACCUCAUUCACCAUAGCUCUGAUCUACCUGCUGCUCAUCUUUGUGGGGCAGAACUACAUGAAGGCAUGGAAGGGCUUCAACCUGCAGGGACCUCUCAUCCUUUGGUCAUUCUGCCUUGCAAUCUUCAGUAUCCUUGGGGCAGUGAGGACAUGGGGCUAUAUGGGGACUGUGCUACUUAGGGGGAGCCUAAAGAAAACUGUAUGCUUCUUCAUCUUCACCGAUAAUCCCAUAAUCAAAUUCUGAUCCUGCCUCUUUGUUCUCAGCAAGAUCAUUGAACUUGGAGACACGGCCUUCAUCAUCCUGUGUAAGCGGCCACUCCUCUUUGUGCACUGGUACCAUGACAGCACAGAGCUAGUGUACAAGAGCUUUGGAUACAAGAACAAGGUGACUGCAGGCGGCUGGUUCAUGACCAUGAACCACGGUGUACGUUCCAUCAUGUACACCUACUAUACUCUGAAGGCUGCCAGAGUAAAGCCCCCCAGGUGGUUUCCCAUGCUCAUCACCAGCCUGCAAAUCCUGCAGAUGUUUAUGGGAGCCACUGUUGGUAUCCUGACUUACAUCUGGAGACAGGAACAGGGAUGCCAUACCACAAAGGAACACCUCUUCUGGUCCUUCAUCUUGUAUACAACCUAUUUCCUCCUUUUUGUCCAGUUCUUCCACCAAAACUAUGUAAUUACCAAGGUCAAGGCCAAGACCAAGAGCCAGUGAAGGGUUGGAGAAAAGAAGGAGCCCCGAGCUCUCUCCUCUCCAGGGCAUUGAGGGGCUGAGCUUAGGUUUGGGAAAAUAAUUAGGAUGCCUUUUCUGCAUGGUUUCCCCACGGGAUGUGUACCCCAAGGUGGCAGGAGGUUAUGACAGUCAAGAAGUGUCACCCCUGGGGUGGGGGUGUGAUCUAGUACUUUGCUGUUUCUGUUUUUAAUGUGAAGGUCAAACAGUCCCUGGGAUGGAGUGGGACUGAGGAGGCUUCCCAGAGCUGAGUGAUCUAUAUUUCCAGAAAUAUUUUUUCUUCUUGGUCUAUUUUUUAAAUUAAAGAUUUCAACAAGG